AUUUAAUUAAAUUAACGUAUCAUUAGGAAAUAUAUAACAGAAAAAUGUCUGCUGGGACAGAAUUAUUAUCCACAGCGGAACCACAUCUUAUUCCAGGAUAUGCCGGAUAUUGUCCUCAAUAUCGCUACAGAUGUGGUGAAACGUAUGGAAAUCUCACGCACAAAGUGCUUCUUGAUCCUACAGUGAAUCAUGCCGAGACCCUUAUUUUAUCGAACCGUAUCCCCGACGAUUACGAGGUCCAGAGACCACCGAAAAAUGACAUAGACGUAGUAAAUGCUAGAUACAAAAGGACCGAUCCUAUAUUUAUUCAUCCUAUAAUACCAAGUUACGAAGGAUUUACUCCAAAACUAAAAGCCAGAAAUGGACAAAGAUACACGGUGUUGGCUACAGAAGGACUUGCCGAAUUUGAACGACAACAAUUAAGAAACAGAGCGGCUCUUAAUGAACUUAAACGAAUUAUAGAUAUACAAGCUGGACAGGGUGAACCAAGAAAUUUAGAAGAUCGUUUGCUCAUAAAAAGUGAGUUUAAACUGCCUAUGCUAACAGUUCGACCUGAUUGCGUGGGUGUAACGAGGAAUUUAUUUUUGGACGAACAACACGAAACACCCAGCGAUCACUCUCCAUCCCCUUACUUUAUGGACAAUGCAAAUCCGCAAAAAUACUUUAUCAGUCGAUACGGGGGUCAUAUACCAUACGGAUAUGCGCAUUUUGGAAAAACAAACAUUCCAGCUACUAAUAGCGCCCUUUGCGAUUUUACAUCUGAUUAUCGAAAACGACAAAGUACAGAAUGGGCACCAGUAACAAUUUCACGACCUGAUCCACCUCUAUUAAUUCAACCUACUACUAUUUACCACAAACAUGUUGGUAUGCUUCCAAAUUAUCUUGGACAUGUUCCUGGAGAAACAUUCAGAUUCGGCAAAACUUUUGGAGCUGACACUAAAGAUGCGAAAAGAUGGCUCCGUGGUGAUUUCUCUGAAUAAAAUAUAAAAUAUAAGAAAACAGUUUUAUGCAUAAUAAAAAUUUAAUACAAGAAAA
This is a messenger RNA of Bombus impatiens (common eastern bumble bee), 1035 nucleotides long. Its product is annotated as UPF0605 protein CG18335-like. Bases 45 to 980 code for a protein of 311 amino acids. The transcript has 7 exons. NCBI's taxonomy places the organism in Eukaryota, Metazoa, Arthropoda, Insecta, Hymenoptera, Apidae. The record is from RefSeq and is a predicted model, not a curated record.